Messenger RNA from Exaiptasia diaphana, 2220 nucleotides. Its product is annotated as kelch-like protein 28. Gene Ontology annotation, molecular function: protein binding. The coding region runs from base 92 to 1801 and encodes 569 amino acids. The record is from RefSeq and is a predicted model, not a curated record. Lineage: Eukaryota; Metazoa; Cnidaria; Anthozoa; Actiniaria; Aiptasiidae. The transcript has 4 exons.
CGUAACUCGACGUAAAACAGCUUUGAGUUGGAUUGGAGUCUUUUGGAUUUGAUCUYAUAAGGGUCAAACAAGCAGGAGUGUUUUACUUGUGAUGGUUAACGAAGGAGAAAGUGUUGGCAUAGAGUUUCUUCAUUCCAAACAGCUUCUUUCUGGCUUGAAUCAGUUGAGACAGAGAAGAGAACUGUGUGAUGUUGAACUCUGUGUGGGGAAUGUCCAAGUUUUGGCYCAUCGAGUUGUUCUUUCUGCUUGUAGUGCCUACUUCGACGCUAUGUUCACUGGAAACCUUUCAGAAAGUCAAAAGCAAGUGAUAUACAUCAAGGAAAUCGAUGAAGCUGCUUUGAAAAUUUUAGUAGACUUUGCAUACACAGGGCUGGCUGAAGUCACUCAGCAAAAUGUACAGGUUUUGUUACCAGCAGCAAAUAUGCUGCAACUGAAUAAGGUGAAAGACUCAUGYUGUAGAUUUUUAGCCWGUCAACUUCAUCCUAGUAAUUGCUUAGGUAUUGCUAAGUUUGCAGAGGCUUAUUCGUGCCCGAGUUUAAUGAAGAAAGCAAGGAAAUUCACCCGUGACAACUUUUGCCAGGUCAUCGAACAAGAAGAGUUUUUACUCCUUCCCGUGUCACAACUAAUUGAACUUUUACGAGACGAUGAUCUCAAUGUUGAAUCUGAGAAAGUUGUCUUUGAAGCCGUUAUAUCUUGGGUUAAGUAUAGAAUUGUCGAAAGAGGGCCAUUUCUUCUUCAUCUACUUCAAAAUGUACGACUAUCUCUGCUAACCAUACGAACAUUGACCCACUGUAUAGAAUUCAACGARUUGAUUAAAGCAGACCGAAAAUGUUUCUCUCUUAUCAACGAGCAUUUGAAAUUACGUCUAAAACCAGCCAAAAAACAUUCUUACAACUCAGUGGUUCAAAGGCAACGGCGUUCUCCCACCCGUAUUUUUGCCGUUGGAGGUAAAAAUGGUUUAUUUGCGACGUUGAAUAGCGUCGAGAUGUUUGAACCACUCAAGUUCAGAUGGACAGAACUUGCACCCAUGAACAUGAGACGCUUCGAGUUUGGAGCGGCUGUUCUUGAAGGUAAUUUGUAUGCUGUAGGGGGUCUUGURUGUGGAGUAGGGGCACAUAAUAGCACCCCAUUCCGUUACUGUGACAAUGGCGUGGAAUGCUACAACACAGAAGYUGGUGAAUGGUCCAGGGUAGCUUCUAUGAAUCAGUGUCGCAGCAACCACUGUGUGCAAGCUUUAGAUGGAUACCUGUACGCUUUGGGAGGCUAUGAUGGCACUUCAUAUUUGAAGACUGUAGAAUGUUAUAAUCCCAAAAUAAAUGAAUGGCAUCAAUGUGCUCCAAUGCACUUCAGUCGAAGCUGCUUUGCAACAGCUGUAGCUGAUGGAUAUCUGUAUGCGCUAGGGGGAUAUGGCCCUUCAUAUCUGAGUACAGUUGAGAGAUAUGAUACAGAGUCUGAUACRUGGGAAAUGAUGCCAGCCAUGAGCACCAAUAGAAUCAACUUUGGUGUUGGGGUGAUUGCACGCUAUUUGUAUGUUGUGGGUGGUCAUAAUGGGGUUUCUCAUUUGCGAAGUGUUGAGUGUUUUGAUCCUAUAUCCAAUGAAUGGACAAUGGUUACACCUAUGAAUAARCCAAGAACGGGGUUAAGUGUGGCGGUAGUGGAUGRUAUACUGUAUGCCCUUGGUGGCCAUGAUGGYUGUGGUUAUCUUAAUCUUGUACAGUGUUACAAUCCAUGCACCAACACUUGGCACAACAUUAAACCCAUGCUUUCAAGUCGAUGCAGCUUUGGAAUUGCAGUCAUGUAACUCAGAGAUUGGUAUUUAUAUCUAAGACAAGUUUACAAGAUAUUUUACAUUGUAAAAGUUUAUUUUGGAAAGAAACAUAUGAUGUUUUUGGAUGCAYGUUCUAAUUAUUGCUCUGCAAAAGCAAAUAGGUUCAGCAAACACAAUGUUAGUUGUUAAAUCCUGAAACAGAUUUUGAAACAACAUCCCAGUGGUCUAUAUUCUGAUAAAGGUUGAACAAGACUUUAAAUGCUCACUACUGUACUUUACACAUAACUGUGCCACUGUURAUGAUGGGAUAACAAUUGAUACUUAUUUUUAUAUCUGGUAGUUUAUCCAAUUGUAUCUAAAAGAUACGAUAUGAUAUUUGGAGCCAUAAUAAAUAUAUGUUUUACAAGAAAAUCUAAAAGGUCAUUGCCAGCCUUCAUACCAUGGGAGACAGG